UGUUCUUAUAAAAACCUUCUACCUACAAUACAGUCACAAUUUUUAGGAAAUAUAGUCACAAAUCUUGAUGUGUUUUGAAACGAUCUUUUGAUUGUUUAUCAAGAAGAUAAACUUGGAAACUAACCCUCAAAGCGAGAAAUUCCCUGCUUACCUAUUUAUGUAUACAAACAUGUUACAUUUAAUUACCUGAAGUCCACCAACACCACUUGCUAAUUUUUAUCAACUGUCUCCACCUGUUACUAUAACUAAACAAAAAAGAUUUAAACCUAAAGAAAAAAAAAGGGAGACAAAUACUUUUCUAAAGUAGAUUUCGCCUCUUUAUAAAAAGCAAUCAAACACAGUGGUAUCAACUUCUUUUGUUUAAGAAUUCAUACUUGCUGAUCCUUGGAUGACUCAUUCCUUGUAAAAGUUUCAAGAUUCUUUCACCAACUUGCUUCACUUCUUUGCUAUAUUAUAUAUAUCCAUGGUUGUAACGCGCUUCAUUCCCUCCACUAAUCAUCACAUAAAACUUGCUACACCCAUUCUCAAGUUUUGAACUAUAGAGAUACAAAAAAACAAACAAGGUAAAAAAAUGGAUGUUGCUUAUGCAUUUCAGUCCGCGAAAUGUACACUUGAGGAUCAUGUCCUCAGACAUCAGCACAAGCCAAUGAAACUAUUGAUUGCACCCUCUAGUCAUAAUGUAGAUGGGUGCAACUCUAAAAUUAUGAAGAAGGGUAAAAAGGAAUCAGUAAUUAGCGCAAUGAACAAGCUUGCAAAAGAGAAGCUGAGUUUAGGAGGAAAGAUUCUAAGUGUAGGCGGAGUGGAAAAAGUAUUCAGACGUAUGUUUAACCUGAAUGAAGGCGAACAGCUUCUGAAGGCUUCUCAAUGCUCUUUGUUCACCACAGCAGGACAGCUUACAGGCCGCCUUUUCGUCUCCACUGAUAAGAUAGCUUUUUGCAGCGACAAAGCCAUUGCAAAGUACUCUUCUCCUUCAGGGGAAACUCUAAGAUACCAUUACAAGGUUGUGAUCCCUUUAAGUAAGAUCAAGAAAGCCAACCAAAUUGAGGACAUGAAAAAGCCAUCGAAAAGGUACAUUCAAGUAGUAACUGAUGAUGAAUUCGAGUUCUGGUUCGUGGGAUUCCUAAAUUACAAAAAGACGUUCAGAAUCCUACAUCAGGCACUCUCUUGUGAGCCUUUGUUACACAAGAUGAACUGAAUGUUGAACUCUAGAAAAACAGGAAAAUGAAUUGUUUUCCUAGCCCAAUUAGGCCUUGUAUAGAGGUAGAUACACAUGAUUAUUUUAGUAGAUAGCUCUGACCUGUAAAUACAUUGGUUGGGACUAUAUUCGGCGAUGGAGGGAAGGUAUGUAGGGAAAGUACAGGCUAUCAGCCAGAUGAAUUUGUACAUUAAAUACGCGCUUCUAAUGGCAUUGCAAUGGCCGCGGUAGAAGCAACUUCACCUGUGUAUAUUCAUUGAGCUAUGAGUAUUUUUAAGAUGCUAGAGUGUAAUAUAAACACAUGGAUUUUAUUCAUGAGGAUAUAUUUACUUCCUUCUGUUGCAUAAGUGUAUAACACUCAGAUGCUCCCUAGCUACAUAGUAGGUGGAUAAAUCAAAACGGAUUUUGGCAUUUGUCAAAAUAACAACUUAUGUUCUUUGGAAUUUAACUAUAUACAAUUACUUCUUAUGUUACGAAGUAUUUGGGUUUAA
This is a messenger RNA of Chenopodium quinoa (quinoa), 1686 nucleotides long. RefSeq names its product GEM-like protein 4. The transcript has 3 exons. Bases 572 to 1195 code for a protein of 207 amino acids. The record is from RefSeq and is a predicted model, not a curated record. Lineage: Eukaryota; Viridiplantae; Streptophyta; Magnoliopsida; Caryophyllales; Amaranthaceae.